CCCAGUCACUCUCACUAUCAACGUACGGCACAGUUUUUCUCGAGUGACCGUAGCGAACAGUUUGAUAGUGAAACUGUUAUAUUUAAGCAGUUUUUAUCUCAUCAUUAUAUGAUAAAAGACUUUUGUCGAUGGGAGUCUGCUCUCCGAUAAAAGACUUUUGUGAUGCUUAGAUAAAAACUAUUUUUCUUGUGCGUGUAAAUAACAAAACAAAAUAAAAUUAACGAUGAAGCCACGGCGCGUCAAGCAGUGGGUUGGCAGUAAUAAGUUGCUGAUCGUGGUCGGAUUGCUGGCGUUGUGCUUUUGCAUAUCCACGGUAGCACUCGCUGCGAGGGGAACUACUUGCAAACGGGACCUAGAUGGGACAACUCGAAUUAAACUUUCCCAAGUGAAUAAUAAUGCUGUGAGCAUGAAUUACAGGCUUCCAAGACACGUAAUACCGAAAAAUUACAAAUUGAGACUGGAGCCAACAUUGAAGGGCCGCAACAAAACAUUUACGGGUUCCGUCAAAAUUCAGCUUGAUAUACUACAACCCACGCAAAACGUGACUUUGCAUUCUAAUAAACUCCGUAUUACAUUCGUGGAUUUAAAAAGAGACGAUGAUUUGAAUAAACAUAAUAUCAGAACAGAGAAUAAUAUCGACGACACAAGAGAUAUGUUAAUAAUAAGAACGGAGGAAGAGUUAUCAAGAGGCCUUUAUACGUUGAGGAUAGUCUUCUCGGGCAAAUUAACACAGAAAAUUGUUGGAUUUUAUUCGUCACGCCUAAGAGAUGGCAAGACAAUGGUGGCAAGCAAGUUUCAGCCAACAUAUGCUCGGCAAGCGUUCCCCUGCUUUGACGAGCCAGAUUUCAAGGCAACUUAUGAUAUCACUCUUGUAAAACCGGAGAAUUAUAUAGCCCUCUCCAAUAUGAAUGAAAUAUCCAGAUCUCGUGAUGAUAAAACAUCCUCAGAUGUUGUGACAUUUGCAACUAGCGUUCCCAUGUCAACAUACUUAGCCUGCUUUGUGAUCUGUGACUUUGCCUCCAAAGAAACAGAGAUCAACUCCAAUGGUAUAGGAAGCAACUUUAUAUUGAGAUCAUUUGCGCAGAAGGAUCAGACACACAAAAUUGAUUUUGCUCAGAGUAUUGGGAAGAGAGCGACUGAGUUCUAUAUACAGUAUUAUGAAGUGCCAUUUCCCCUGCCAAAACUAGACAUGAUAGCCAUCCCUGACUACAUAUCGGGAGCCACGGAGCACUGGGGCCUGGUGACGUACCGCGAGACCUCGUUCCUAGUUGACGAGGCCACGGCCUCGGCGCAGAACAAGAUCAGCGUGGCCAACACCAUUGCGCACGAGCUGGCGCACAUGUGGUUCGGCAACUUGGUGACUAUGAAAUGGUGGGACGACUUGUGGCUGAACGAGGGCUUCGCGUCCUACAUGCAGGCCAAGUGUUUGAACGCCAUCGAGCCUUCCUGGACUAUGCUGGAUCAAUUUUUGAAAGGAAUGCACACGGUGAUGGUGACGGACGCGAAGCUCUCGAGUCAUCCCAUCGUGCAAACUGUAGAGACGCCCGAUCAGAUCACUGCCAUAUUCGACACCAUUUCUUACAAGAAGGGUUCAUCAGUAUUACGUAUGCUGGAAGGUUUCAUAGGCGAGGAGAGCUUCCGCAGGGGUGUAUCGGACUAUCUCAAGAAGCACAAGUUCGGGAACACGGUCACCCAGGACCUGCUCGCCUCGCUGGAGCCCUACUUCAAGAAGGGCAACCCCGAUCUUAAUCUUAGAUACAUAAUGGACACAUGGACGCGUCAGAUGGGCUACCCGGUACUGACGGUGACCAGGACGAACACGUCCUACCGCGUCACGCAAUCGCGGUUCCUCUUGGACCCGGAGGCUGAGUCACCUAAUGAUUCCGAGUAUAAUUACAGGUGGUUCGUGCCUGUUACAUACAAAACUAAUAACGGCGUAAACGAAAAAGUCAUCUGGUUCGGAGACAAAAAGGAAAACGUUGAAAUAUCGGAGCUAAACGCUACCUGGCUCAAGAUAAACAACAACCAAGUGGGGUACUACCGGGUGAACUACCCGCAGGAGAUGUGGCAGAGCUUGGUAGACCAGCUGAAGGCGAGAUCUGAUCAGCUAACGAUAUCAGACCGCUCGCACUUGCUGGACGACGUGACGGCGCUGGCCGAGGCCGGCCUCGUGCCGUACUCGCUAGCCCUCCACCUGACCACCUACCUCAGUGUGGAGGAGGCCUAUGUGCCGUGGCAGACCGCCGCCGACAUAUUCGGCGAUCUGUCACUGAGGCUACUUAAUACGCCCGCCCAUGACGAUCUCAAGCAAUACAUGCAUGAACUUGUCAAGCCAAUUUUUACUAAAGUGGACGAAGGAUCUGGCAAUUCGGGAGUGAAUGAGGGUCUCCUACGUACCACGAUCCUGUCGCUGGCCACUAAAGUGGAGCUCCCGGAGGCCCAGAGCAAGGUGCGACGGAUGUUCCUCGAGUGGCUGAACAGCCACGGCUCCGGGCCCGUGAAGACUGUCGAGACAGACUUGAGGGACCUAGUAUAUUACCACGGUAUGAAACAGGGUACACAGGCAGAGUGGGACAAACUCUGGCAGAUCUACAAGAGAGAAGAGGACGUACACGAGCAGUCUAAGAUUAGGCAAGCGUUGGCGGCGCCGCGGAAUACGGCUAUACUCAGAAAGUAUCUCGACCUCGCGUGGGACGAAACCAACGUCCGCGCCCAAGACUACCUGAACGUCAUCCAAACGAUCAGCAACAACCCAUCAGGCACCGAUUUGAUAUGGGACCACAUCCGCAAUCGUUGGCCCUCGCUAGUGGAGCGCUACACGCUCAACAGUCGGAACCUGGGCGCCGUUGUACCGGGCGUCACUGACUCAUUCAACUCGGAAAGGGACCUCAAAGAGAUGGAGGAUUUCUUCGCGAAGUACCCCGACGCGGGCGCGGGCGUGUCAGCGCGAAAACGCGCGCUUGAAACAGUUCGCAACAACGUCAAGUGGGCCUCAAGUAGAGCCCCCGCUGUGAGCGCGUGGUUGCAAACAAGACGCGCGCAGAGCUCCACACAGAAAUCAUAACCUGUGGACCAUGUAGUACCCAUCAAAGUCAAAGUAAAGACAUUAUUUAUUCACUGACCUAGCAACUAGCAUUUUGGAAUACAUGGUAAAUUGCGCUAAAAAAAGUUAAACAACUUCAAACGGCUGGACGCAGCCCAGCGCCCGCUGUAACCGCUAACUCGUUUCUCAUUUGUCUAGUGGGAAAGCUUGACAUUGCAUAUUGAAAAUUGAGUAGAUUUUGAAUUAUAACGUCAUAAUAUUUAAUGUCCAAAUCAAAGUUUUUAGAACAACUUUCAAUUUCUUUAUGGUGAGACCAGACGGAUUGCCUUAAGUUUUAUGCAUUUUCUAGAAUGUUAAAGUUACCUAUUGAAAGACUGCACAGAUCUUUGAGAAUGUUGUACUUAUACUCGUUUUAUUAAUGUUUAAAUAAAAUAUUUACCGUAA
Cydia splendana is the source of this 3487-nucleotide messenger RNA. Its product is annotated as glutamyl aminopeptidase-like. Gene Ontology annotation, molecular function: zinc ion binding; peptide binding; metalloaminopeptidase activity. Gene Ontology annotation, biological process: peptide catabolic process; proteolysis. Gene Ontology annotation, cellular component: cytoplasm. Lineage: Eukaryota; Metazoa; Arthropoda; Insecta; Lepidoptera; Tortricidae. The record is from RefSeq and is a predicted model, not a curated record. Bases 224 to 3064 code for a protein of 946 amino acids. The transcript has 19 exons.